Messenger RNA from Microthlaspi erraticum, 1305 nucleotides. The record is from the annotation of a GenBank genome assembly. NCBI's taxonomy places the organism in Eukaryota, Viridiplantae, Streptophyta, Magnoliopsida, Brassicales, Brassicaceae.
AUGGCGAUCACAACCUUUCUCUCUCAAAGUUUACCAUUUUACCCUUCAACCAAACUCGUUCCGAGUCGACUCACUCUUUCCUCCUCCUCUUCCUCCGUUUGCUGUCUCUCACUACAACCCCGAAAAAACCAUCCUUCUACCGCCUCCGCCGCAGAGAACGACGAAACUUCCGCCUUACGAGUCGUCAUGUCCGCCGGAGGCACCGCCGGACACAUCUCUUCGGCUCUCGCGAUCGGAGACGAGCUGAAAUCCGCCGACCCACUCACUCAGAUCCUCUUCAUCGGAUUCCCAAACAGCAUGGAGAGCACGACGGUCCCAUCCGCCGGAUUCGACUUCUCCGCGAUCUCCACCGUCGGAUCAUCAUCCUCCCGGCCAUUCAUCUACUUCACCUCCUUCCUCCGUUUCCCUCUCCGCCUGAUCCAAUCAACCUUCGAGUCCUACAAACUCCUCCGCGAAUUCAAACCCCAGAUCGUCGUCGGCACCGGAGGACACGCCUCCUUCCCGGUCUGCUUCGCCGCCGUGAUCAUGGGCCUCAAACUCGUGAUCCAGGAACAAGACUCCAUCCCCGGAACAACCAACUGGAUCCUCUCCUUCUUCGCCGACACGAUCUUCGCUCCUUUCAACUCCAUCGUCGCAAAUCUCCCGAAACGAGCCGCCGCCAAGUGCGUCGUCUACGGGAACCCGAUAAGACAAGCGCUUAAACGGUACGCCUCGAAAGGAGCGUCGCGUGUGAGCUUCUUCGGACAGUGUGCGGGAGCUGUGUCGGAAGCGAGAGUUGUCCUUGUCCUCGGUGGGUCUUUGGGAGCAAACGCCAUCAACAUAGCUCUGCUUAACUGUUACUCGGAGAUGUUGUCUGAACACGAGAACUGGUUCUUCGUUUGGCAAACUGGUGUUGAAGCUUUUGAUGAAAUGGAUAGUCUCGUUCGAAGCCAUCCUCGUCUCUUUCUAUCUCCGUUCUUGCGAUCGAUAUGUGUGGCUUAUGCGGCUGCAGAUUUGGUUGUAUCGAGAGCUGGUGCAAUGACUUGCUCGGAGAUCAUGGCGUUAGGCAAACCUUCUAUUUUGAUACCAUCACCACAUAGUAGUGAAGGGGAUCAAGUGAGGACAGCUUCUUUAAUGGCGGACAUUGUUGGAUCAAAGGUGAUAACAGAGGAGGAGCUAGAUUCGAUCACUCUUCGAGCUGCCAUUGAAGAUAUUAUAGGGAAUGAAGAAUUGAUGAGAGAAAUGAGCGAGAGGGCGAUUAAUGCUGCGAAGCCUGACGCUGCAUCAGAUGUCGCUAAACACAUUAUUUCUAUUGUCAAAUCAUAA